Aspergillus ruber CBS 135680 is the source of this 1191-nucleotide messenger RNA. RefSeq names its product bicyclomycin resistance protein. Gene Ontology annotation, biological process: transmembrane transport. NCBI's taxonomy places the organism in Eukaryota, Fungi, Ascomycota, Eurotiomycetes, Eurotiales, Aspergillaceae. Gene Ontology annotation, molecular function: transmembrane transporter activity. Bases 1 to 1191 code for a protein of 396 amino acids. The transcript is spliced from 6 exons. The record is from RefSeq and is a predicted model, not a curated record.
AUGGAUGCUGAGUUGGACUUAUUGUCCAUGACCGCAACUAUUGGAUUAUCAUUCUUCAUCCUGGGUAUUGGCUUAGGACCACUGCUGACUAGCCCCCUGACCUCAUGGAUUUUGUUUAUGAUCUGGAACAUCACAACGGCCGUUUCGAGGAAUAUCCAAACGGUGCUAAUCGCUCGAAUCCUCGCUGGGUUUGCGGGCGGUAUUUUCUUGUCCGUCUUCGGAGGAACAGUAAAGGAUGUCUUCCCCCUCGAUCAAAUCCAGAUACCAAUGACUCUAGUCUCCUCAGCACCCUUCAUCGGACCGUGUCUAGGUCCUUUAAUCGAAGGCUUCAUCAGCUACAAUGCAGAUUGGAGAUGGAACUUUUACUUUGUGAUCAUUUGGUCUGCGUGUCUCCUGUUGGGCAUUAUUUUCUUCGUGCCGGAGACAUAUCACCCCAUUAGACUGAAGGCGAAGGCAAGGAUAAUCCACAAGAAGACAGGAGACGAACGUUACAAAGCGCCUAUCGAGACUGCCCAUACAGCAAGCAGUAACGCUCUGGUGUUCUCUCUUCUGCGACCAUUUCAGUUGCUAUUCUUGGAACUCAUGUGUCUGGCUCUUGACCUAUACUCAAGUAUCUUACUGGGCAUGUUAUACUUAUUCUUUCAAUCCUUUCCUCUUCUCUUUAAAAUAACGUAUGGCUUCAACCUGUGGCAGGUUGGUCUCACAUUUCUAGGAAUGGCAUUUGGAAUGAUUGUGGCUGCCACUAGCACUCCGCUGUGGCACCGACUCAGGGAGCGCCUCGUUAAUAUACACGAGAAAGAAAUACCGGCUGUCGCAGGCAGUGUCUUGGUUUCAAUCGGACUAUUCUGGUUUGGGUGGACUAUAUAUUCAGACGUACAUUGGAUUGUUCCGAUCAUGGGCUUUGCAAUCUUUGGGUAUGGGAUGUUACUGGUUUUCACUGGGAUUCUUACAUUCAUCGUCGAUGCCUAUCCGCAAUAUGCUGCAUCUGCCCUCGCUGGCAAUGGUUUCGCGAGAUGCUCUCUCGCAGCCGUGCUUCCGCUGUUCGGAAACCAGGUGUCCACUGGCCUAAGCUUCCAUUGGGCAACUAAUCUACUUGCGUUUCUCUCAGUCAUCAUGAUACCUCUCCCAUGGUUAUUUAUUAAAUACGGAAAGAAACUGAGAGCAAAGAGCAGAUUUGCUCUAAGCUGUUAA